Molecule: messenger RNA, 648 nt
Organism: Rotaria sordida
Lineage: Eukaryota; Metazoa; Rotifera; Eurotatoria; Philodinida; Philodinidae
Source: the annotation of a GenBank genome assembly
AUGUCUGAUAAUAAAAUAAGUUCAUAUUCAUCAAUAAAUGAAUUAAGUCGUAUAUCAUCAUUAAUAUCAUUCAGUAUACUUCGAAAUCCAAUAUAUGGAUUAAAUCAAUUUGAAAAUGAAACAGCUAAACAAAUGAUUAUAGCUCGUUUACCUAAUUUAACAUAUUUAAAUCGAGUUUUAAUUAGUCAUGAUGAAAGACGUGGAGCUGAAAUUGAUUAUUUACAACGUUAUGCUCAAGAUUAUUUUGAUAAUAAAUUAGAUUUUAUUAAUGAACAUAGACAAUAUCAAAGAUUAAUUAAUAAAUAUGGUGAACCUUUAAAACCAAAUAAAAAUCAGGAAUCAAAAAAAGGUCUUUGUAUUCGUCGAGAUUUAUUAAAAGUUAUAUUUGAAUUUGGUGAUGAAAAUGAAAUAAAAAUUGAAAAAAAAAUUCCAUCAUCAAUGACAAUAGCAAAAUUAAAAACAUUUGUUCGAAAAUUAUUUCCAUCACAAUUAACAAAUGAUAUUCAAUUUAAUUUAUUUGUUGUUAUUGAUAAAAAACAUAAAGAACUUAUGUCAAAUGAUUAUCAAGAUCUUCAAUUCUAUUUAGGAAAUUCUUUUCUUAAUGACAAUAUCGAUCGACCUUCCAUUAUCAGAAUUGAAACUAUUUAA